CCUGAUUUUCACGGCUUUUUCGCUUCCCUUAACUCCACUUUUCCAGGAAUCUGUCCUUCCUGAAAGAAGAAAAUGACCAAGUUCCAGGAACCAGUAGCAUUCACGGAUGCCUCUGUGGCCUUCACCAAGAAAGACUGGGGCUGCUGGACUCUGUUCAGAGGAAGCUGCACGGAGCUGUGAUGCUGGAGAACUCCCGCCCCUUGGUCUCAGUGUCUUCUGUUCGCAGCAUGAUACUGGAGUGUGCCACCCUCAGCUGACGCUCCGUCCUUUUUUGAUGCAUGUGUAUUCAGCUUACAGGGGACAUCUCUGCUGACUGGGCUUGGGAUGAAUCUAAUAAGAACCCAGAUGGAGACUUGAAUGAAAAUUUUGUGGAUAAUGAAGAUAAAGUACUUACAUUAUCUAUUACCUCAAGAGCUUUCCUGCUGGCAAAUUUUGGAAGAGGUGGCUUAGUACAGUAAUGAGGAGUCAGAAUUAAAUUGUGAAUAUUCAAAGGGGAGGUGUAAGUAACCCUCAACUGGAUCUUUCUACUUGUCAGAGUGGAGAAAAGUAUCUUCUCAUAUUUCCAGGAACCCACAAGCAGGGUGGUGACUCUUCAGAGUGAUGAUUUUAAAAAAACAUGGAGAGUGAAGAAUAUUCAUCUUUGAAAGUCCCAAUCCAAAUGGCCACCCAGUACCCCUCAUUCUGUAAGAAUGAGCCCCAGGAUCCUCAGGAAAGCAAAAGUCUGUUUGUAACUGAAGAAAGCACUGAGAGGAAAGUGACAGAGGGAAAAAGUCCUCCCAUUGAGCACUGUUCAGAGAACCUUCAAGAUAAACUUGUGGCUGAUGUAAAAGAAGUGGUCUUGCCAUUGUUCAAAGGGGAGACAAUUUGCCAUAUUGGCCAGUUGAAAGAAUCCUUGGAGCCCUUUGACUAUAACCACAGAGACGUUUGCGGUUGGAAAUCCCGGGUGGCCAGUCAUCGUCAUCAGAGAGCUCAUACAGAGGAGAAGCCCUGUAGCCAUCAAGACUGUGGGAAAACACGUACCGCCAGCCCAGGUGGUCACCCUGGUGAGAAAAUCCGCCCUUCAGAGAAGGUGUACAGAUGUAGUCAGUGUGGUAGGGACUUCAGUGAGCGUUCAGAGCUAGUCCUUCAUCAGAGGGACCACACUGAAGAAAAGCCCUACAGAUGUGAUCAGUGCGGGAAGGGCUUCACAAGGAGCUCGAGUCUCCUCAUCCACCGUGAAGUCCACGCAGAUGAGAAGCCUUACAAGUGCGAUAAGUGUGGGAAGGGCUUCACCAGGAGUUCAAGUCUGCUCAUUCAUCACUCAGUCCACACAGGUGAGAAGCCUUAUAAAUGUGACAAGUGCGGGAAGGGCUUUACUCAGAGCUCCAAACUGCACAUCCACCAGCGAGUGCACACCGGCGAGAAGCCCUACGAGUGUGGGGAGUGCGGUAUGAGCUUCAGUCAGCGCUCCAACCUGCACAUCCACCAGCGCAUCCACACAGGGGAGAGGCCCUACAAGUGUGGGGAGUGCGGAAAGGGCUUCAGUCAGAGCUCAAACCUUCACAUCCACCGCUGUUCACACACGGGGGAGAAGCCUUACCAGUGCUACGAGUGCGGGAAGGGCUUCAGCCAGAGCUCAGACCUCCGCAUCCACCUGCGAGUCCACACUGGGGAGAAGCCCUAUCACUGCGGCAAAUGUGGGAAGGGCUUCAGCCAGAGCUCCAAACUCCUCAUCCACCAGAGAGUCCACACCGGAGAGAAGCCCUACGAGUGCAACAAAUGUGGGAAGGGCUUCAGCCAGAGCUCCAACCUCCAUAUCCACCAGCGGGUCCACAGGAAAGAUCCCCAUUAAAUGAGGUCUUCAAUCAUAUGCUCUUACUCCAAAGACUCCAAUAUUUCUAACAUCACUCUUACUUUCACAUUCUCAGGAUAUAGUAAGAGUUAUUCAGAUAUGUUCCCUCACUGAAAGUCAUUCACUUAAGGUAUUUAAGUACCAAGCACUUUGUUAUGCUACACAGUGAAUUGAUUGUUCUUGUUGCUCAGAUGGGUAGAGUGAAAAUGUCUGUACUUUGCCAUUCAGCCAGUGUUACUAGAGCUACAUAUCCUACCCAGCAUUUCUAAGUGCAAGAAACUUAUAUUUGUCUAAGCAGAACGUGUUUCCUUUGUUAACACUCUCUGAGAAUCUGGAACUUUGGCUUUCUCUUCAAAUCGUGUGCCUUGUGUUUUUCAUAUUUCCUUCCAGCCCUGAGUAGCCCUCUUUAAAUUAUGAUUGCACAGUAUGUUUUAAUAUUUGCUAUAACCCCCAAAAGUCAUUUGCUUUUGCAGCAUUGUUACUGAGCCAGACUUGGGUCUUCUUGGCCAAGCAGAGUAAAGCCAAUCUACUGACACUGGCUUGUAAAGAAAGUGCACCAUUUAUUGCAGGGCACCAAAGGAGUCCAAGCAGCUAGUGCUCUUCAGACCCAAACUGAUGGCUUUCAGGGAAACAUAAGGUGAGGAACAGGGGACUCUGGGGUGCAUGAUCAGCUCAUGGACAUUCUUCUCAUUGGCUGAUGGUGAGGCAAUUAGGAGUCAACAUCAUCAACCUUCUGUUUCUAACCCAUCUGGGGUCUGCUUGCAAACAGUUAACCUCUUGCAUCUGGUGGCAGUUUCAGUAUCUGCAAAACAACUCAAAGGACAUGGCUCAGAAUAUUAUCUGUAUUCUGGAGGAAUUACAGGUCCUUGCUUCACUUAAUAGCUAAACUAUUAUUGUUUUGUUUUGCUUAACAUUUUCCCUUUCUGUCUGCAUUUUCUCUCUUCUCUGAUUAAAUUUACACUUUGGAACUUGGGGAAGGCUUGGAGAGUAUGUUUUGAGAUGACAAGGCUUAAAAUAUGUACUCUAUUACACAUAAUUCAAUUGGGGUAUGGAGCUAGGACACCUCAGAGGGUUAAGGAUCAUCUCCUAGAAGUUAAAACAAGAAGCUUGUAAAAUUGUUGAGAGAAAAUUGAUUGUUUUUUAGUGAAUACAUAAGUAAAGCAGAAGUUACUAUACAAUGAACUAAUUGCAACCCUGAUUUUCUAAACAAUGACUGAUUCCCCAAGUGGUACUUAAGAGGCUCCCUAGUCACCUAUAUUUUAGUUAGUCACCAGUGACUAGUAUCCAUACAUGAAAAAAUGGUGGGGAAAAUAUAGAUGCAAUAUUUAUUACCUUGAGGAGGUGGGGUUAUAACUGGUACAUCCUGAUCAAAGGUAACCUGAAGCAGUUAACUGGACUUGGAUAACAGGAAAGUGACAUGUUAAAUUUAGAGGAAGUGUAGCUAAUGUCUAAUAAGAAAUGGAGGAAGGUGACAGAUUGAGACUUGCUUUCCUUCAAGAGACAAUCCCAGAAUAUUUGACUCCAACUCAGAGGCACCCACAUAAAAUGAUUAGGGUAGUGACUGAGCAUCUGCACUUCGGCACUGCAACAUACCCUCACUAGUUUGGAAACCAUAAGAUGGUAUCACAACUGAUGUGAUUCUGCUUUGGUGAUCUCUAGAAUUACGAAUCCCUCCAAGUUCCUCCUGGUCUCAUAAGAUUAUAUGUGAACUUUCUUCUGGAUUUGACUCUUUGUUUGUCACAUAUGUCUUCUAAUUGGCUGAUAGAUAUAAUCUGUUUGGGACUUAGAGCCAAAUAUGAUCAUAAGAAUCCAUGUGUAGUGAGUCCAGAGAGUAGAUCUAAAGUCCAAGUCUCAUAUGGUUAUAAACUAGCCUGUUUUCCAAGUCUCCUUUUAUACAUACCUUAAUUUAGCAAUGUUUUUUAACUCUGUUUAGCUUUUAUUGUUAUCUUUUAAGCAUUAACUUUCUUAAUACAAUUGAAAUGUGGUCAGAGUCCUUGGGAAGCAUUUUGCUGAUUGUGGUAAGGAAGUUUGGAGAGAAAGUCAGAAAAAGGAACUUGUGCAUGAAAAUGCAGGAAAAGGAGCCUUCCUGAUGACUCAGUGAUAGAGAAUCCGCCUGCCAAUGCAGGAGACAUAAGUUCAAUCCCUGAUCGGAAAAUAUCCCACAUGGCUUGAACCAACUGAGCCUGUGCUCUAGAGCCCAGGAGCCCCAACUACUAAGCCCACAACUACUGAAGCCUGCAUGCCCUAUUGCCUGUGUUCUGUAACAAGAGAAGCCACAGCAAAUGAGAAACCUUCAAACUGCAACUAGAGAGUAGCCUCUACUCACUGCAACUAGAGAAAAGUUCACACAGCAAGGAAGACCCAGCACAGCCAAAAAUAAACAAAAUUAUUUUUUUAAAAAUGCAGGAAGAACAACAGGGCAUGUCUCACAUUUCAUCAAGUCCUAAAGAUGCCAUAGAUUGACAAAGAGAAAACACUUUGUUAAUUUUUAAGACAUCCCAACUUCAGACAUGUGAAAAUGAAAAAAAACAGAUGUGUUACAAAAUGGUUCUUUUUCAGAACUCAAAGGUUGUCCUAAGAUUGAUCCUUUACUGGUACCUGAACAAAGACCUUUGGAAAAUCUCAGCAAUUGUAUUCGAUUGAUAAUUCCAUCACAAAUUUGGCAAAGAAUCUAGGUUACAGAUUAAAUUCUUAAAAUUCUUACCUA
Odocoileus virginianus texanus is the source of this 4538-nucleotide messenger RNA. NCBI's taxonomy places the organism in Eukaryota, Metazoa, Chordata, Mammalia, Artiodactyla, Cervidae. The record is from RefSeq and is a predicted model, not a curated record.